CUAGGUAAGGUGCUUAUAUUGAAAUCCUGCGGAACGGAAGGCUUUAAAAAUGCAAAGAAAGGAACUAAUAUCGCUGCUCAAACAACUGCUAUAGAAAUAAGUCAGGAGGCGCUUCGGUUAGGUAUUGAAACAGCAAAAUUAAGAGUUCAAGGAAUCGGACCUGGCAGAUUGGCUGCGAUAAAAGGCCUUCAACUAGGUGGCACAAAAAUUAUUUCAAUUACGGACAAUACUCAUGUAUCAUGGAAUCCACCUCGACCAAGAAAACGUAGACGUAUUUAAUUUUAUGUUAGUGAUAUAUUAUAAGAUAAAUGUUAAUUGUAUAUUGUCAUCAUUCAAU
Ceratosolen solmsi marchali is the source of this 337-nucleotide messenger RNA. RefSeq names its product mitochondrial ribosomal protein S11 (gene mRpS11). Gene Ontology annotation, biological process: translation. The transcript has 3 exons. The annotation marks the transcript as partial. Gene Ontology annotation, molecular function: structural constituent of ribosome. The record is from RefSeq and is a predicted model, not a curated record. Gene Ontology annotation, cellular component: ribosome. NCBI's taxonomy places the organism in Eukaryota, Metazoa, Arthropoda, Insecta, Hymenoptera, Agaonidae.